AAUAAUUCUGAGCAGCUCUCAGCAGGGGCACUGCUCUCGUGGCGAAAGGUGUUUACUGGCGUUUUCUUUCUCUUUUUCUUUCUCUUUUUCUUUUUAACUUUGUUUUAACUCUGUUCUUAACCGUGGUUUUAACUUUUUAUGAGUUUUUUUUUGCCGAGAUGGAGAUUUUCUAUACCUUAGUUGUUGUUGGCGAUAUUCACCUGGAGUCAUUCACUCUCACUGACAAUCACUUAUACACGCGAGGAACUACUUGGAUUACGGUGGUCCUGUUUGUCUAUGUACGACUCUUCUAAUGUUCGGACAGAUGUAAUUCUUGGUGAGGAUUUAUUUGCCCGGUCGAAGACUAAUUUUGGAAAGCCCCGCCGCUUGAGAAAACGCGGAAAGAAAGGCGGCGUGCGUCAGCGUGUAAGAAAACUUCGGAGGAAGAAUCGUGUUCCUCUGCCUUCUAUGAUUCUGGCCAAUGUCCAAUCUCUUAGGAACAAAACGGAUGAAUUACAAGGGAAUGUGCUUCAUCUACGGGAAUACAGGAAGGCUUGUCUGAUGGCACUUACCGAGACGUGGCUGACCGAUAUGGACAGUGACACUUCACUGCGAAUCAGCGGCUUUGGGACCCCUGUCAGAUUGGAUCGGAACUGUGGAGUAACACGCAAAUCUCACGGAGGAGGGGUGCGAAGGAGUCCAGUCCCUGUCAUCUAUUACACAAACCUCCUCACCUCCAAUCUAAUCCAGAUCUGCAUAAUGAUUGUUUGGAUAUUAAGAAUAAAAAGUAGCAUAGCUGCUGUUAUUAACCUCUUGUGUGUGAUGGCCAGUCUGUACUUCAGGGUGUGCAUUGCUCUGGAAAGGUGUUUAUACAUCACAUAUCCACUGUUGGACUGCCUCAGACAAUCGAGGAGUUCUGUGCUGGUCUGUGUUCUGGUCUGGGCUUUUUGUAUAGUCAGUGUCCCUCUUGCCAUAGUCUUCUAUGAAUUAAUACGUUUAAGUAUUUAUGCCGCCCUCCCUGGCCCCCUGUUCAUCUUCUGCUUAGCUCGGACCUUCAGAGCCCUGCCUGCUGCCACCUCAGUGCCCACUGAGGAGAAACGUCGAAGUCUAGGAAUUUUGAUUCUGUUGUUCUUUAGCUACUUUAUAAUUGUUGUUUACACAAUCAUCUACGACAUAUUUCUUUUCUUUUCUGUCGUUUUGCAUUACAUCUCUUUGAUCUCAAUUUUGCUCAGUCCUUUUGUGGAUCUGAUUCUGUUUCUUUUCAUGCGAAAAGGACGCAUUGACAAGCUGCUGACAUGUCUGUGCUCAGCUGAUGGAAGAGCAGAUCAUCAGUGUGACUGACAGCACAGACAGGUGGGCUGAUGUGGACUUGAUUCUGUUUCUCUUACGUGCAAUGGGCGCAUUGACAGGCUGCUGGAGUGUCUGUCUAAAUCAUUUAAAAAAUGAUUUAAUAAACAGGUUUGGACACUUUUUAUAUCCCAGUAUUAAACAUGUUCAAAUCUUUUGUUAAUUAUUAGUUUCCCACAUUAGGUUUUGGUGUUUUUUUUUCUUGCUUGUAAUUUUGUUUGUCACAUAAUCUUUCUUUGUUUCUACAACAUGUCCAAAUAAUGUUUUCAGUUCUCUGUAACUUUGUAAGACUUAAAUGGAAUUUUUUGGAUUUUUUUAAAUUACUUUUUUGGGGGGGGGAUUCCUUUAAGGGAAACAUAUAGUUUUUCUCGAUUAUAUUAGUGUUUUUUCACAUUAACAUUCCAAUUUUCACUGAUCUACUGAGUUUUUCAAAUAAUAUUGUACUAUUUGUUAUGUAGAUCAUAUAUGUAUAUGCCACCAAGACAAUUCUGCAAUUGUAGCUGAUUACAGUGACUUCAAUAAUGAAGCUGCUUCACCACAAGUUCAAAUAUUGCAGCAAGAUGCAGAAACUUAAACUUCCUGUAAAUAAUAUUUAUGUAGUUCAGUUUACUGCACUGGUGAUAUGAGACACUGUAUUAUGUUUAAAUAUAGGACUAUUUUUUCUGUCUGUUUAAUUUUCAGAGCUGUAUUGGUGAAAUAAAAUAAAUCUAGCUUGAAAAAAAAAUUCAAAAUUUUUGCAAUUACAAAUUGUAGUAUGGAGCCUACAUUUACUUCUCUGGUUUCAUAAAGAUGUAAAAUUAAAGUCUAUAAGA
Molecule: messenger RNA, 2138 nt
Organism: Oreochromis aureus
Lineage: Eukaryota; Metazoa; Chordata; Actinopteri; Cichliformes; Cichlidae
Exons: 3
Coding region: 277-1320 (347 amino acids)
Source: RefSeq, a predicted model, not a curated record